CAUGUUCCAUUAUUUGAAGUGGACAGGAUGGAUGCAAAUAAUUUAAUUGAUUUAUUUAUUCAUUCAUUCAAUAGCUACAUUUGUAUGUAUUUAUUUUGGUUUUGUUUGUUUUGGUUCUUGUUUUUGGGAAGAAAACUCGGGCUCACACUCCAACAUAGUAGAUGGCGGUAAUGCCCCAUAACACUGGUUGCCACCCGCCAGCAUACCGGAUUAAACUCUUAUCAUGUGUAGUUUGGCCCAGAGCCGUCUAAUGAGAGUGGCGACAACGCCGGUCACUUCAAUGGACGUUUCUUCCCCCCGGCAAUGGCGGAUCAUGGAGCCUCUCAAUAGUUCCCGGAAGUGAGCAGCGGCGCAUUAGAGUAGCAGCAGAUUGGAGUCAAUGCACCCUCUGUGUUGCGCUUAUGAAGGGUGUCCACCUGCGUAACAUGGAUAGUUUCAUCCGAGCUGUGCAGCAGGUUGAAGACUCCAAUCCUGGUCUGUCGCCCCUGGCUCUGGUCAGGGCACUGCGGAGGACCGCUGGCCAUGAUGAUGCAAUGACCAUCCAUUUCCUGGGUUCAUCAUAUAAUCACAGUGAUGGUGACAUCCUUGAGACGGCCAUCCUCAAUGCCUCUUCAUUCAGCUUUUUUGACAAGGCCAUUCACCACAUAGUGACUGACCAGGGAGAGGAACGUGGGGUGGUUCUCGCUCAAGAUGGCACCACGGUCGCCCUUGCACCCUUACUGCUCGGGAUCGAGGCGGGACUGAAAGCAAAGAUGGAGGGGAAGCCAGCAGCUGGAAUCUUCCCUCUUACCUUGGGCAGGACACUGGGCCUGUCCUUCCUCAGCCUCCAGGACUUCCCACCAUCUCAUCGCCUGGGGCCUAAUGGUUGCUGGGACAACAUGGACCACCCUAAGGUGUUCAAGUUGCGUUGGCCUGCCACUCUAGCCACUGAUGCUGUGGUCAAUGGUGGAAUGGAUGGAGCCAUACUGGGCAUGAACCUCAGCAACCUAAGUGGAUCUGAAAAUCUGCAGGCCCUAAGUAUGACCUUAAAAGGAUACUAUAGUUUUAUUUUGCAUGAGGGGCAGGGUCUGGAUGCCGUGAGCAGCCAUGUUAGCCCGAGGCGACGGGAGAUCUCCAGAUCCCUUCUGGAGCCACUCGAUCUUCACAGCCAGGUGAUGGAGACUCUGGCAUUGGUCUGGAAGCUGGAGAAGACCGAAUGGAUCGCUAUGGACACUGGAGUGGGGAAGUCGGUGAAGGGUGGAUUGCAGGCAUUUGCGCACAAGUACUGGGACUGCCCUCAAAUCAUCCCUCGCUGUCAGUGGGGGGCAAAACCCUACCAGGAUACCCCGAUUCCACUGUCUCUGCCCCUCCGCUUCCUGUAUGUCCACCACACCUAUGAGCCAUCCUCACCCUGCCUCUCCUUCCCACAGUGCUCUCGAGACAUGAGAGCCAUGCAGCAGAUCCACCAGGAGGACCGCGGCUGGAGUGACAUAGGAUACAGCUUUGUGGUUGGCUCUGAUGGCUACAUCUAUGAAGGCAGAGGUUGGACAUACCUCGGCAGGCACACCAGGGGGCACAAUGAGAUUGGGUAUGGGGUGUCAAUCAUUGGUAACUACACUGCCACCAUGCCUUCUCGCCAUGCCAUGGACCUGUUGCGCCAUCGGCUGGUCCGUUGUGCGGUCAAUGGAGGAGCACUGGCUACCGACUUCACCCUCCAUGGCCACAGACAGGUGGUAAACUACACCUCCUGCCCCGGAGACGCCUUCUUUUCAGAAAUAAAAAGCUGGGAACACUUCAGGGAAUGACAGGAGCCCCACUGCCAGUAGUCUAAAGCAUCAUUAAUGCUUCUUCGGGGUAUGAUGACUAUUUGCAUUUUUGAAACAGUUUCAGUAUACGAAAUAAAUCUCAACUUAAUCCUCAA
This is a messenger RNA of Scophthalmus maximus (turbot), 1900 nucleotides long. It is a transcript of the gene pglyrp2, whose product is annotated as peptidoglycan recognition protein 2. Gene Ontology annotation, molecular function: peptidoglycan immune receptor activity; N-acetylmuramoyl-L-alanine amidase activity; zinc ion binding. The transcript has 4 exons. Gene Ontology annotation, biological process: defense response to Gram-positive bacterium; detection of bacterium; peptidoglycan catabolic process. NCBI's taxonomy places the organism in Eukaryota, Metazoa, Chordata, Actinopteri, Pleuronectiformes, Scophthalmidae. Bases 402 to 1784 code for a protein of 460 amino acids. The record is from RefSeq and is a predicted model, not a curated record.